CCUAUUGAUAUUCGACGAUACGACCCAAGUGAUGGGGGGAAGUAAUGUAUAGCAUGUAAUGUGCAGGACUUUUCAUUGGAACGUUCGCUGCCAUGGCAACAGGCACAAGCAAAACCCCUAUUUUGUUCAUGCCAACAACACUUCCAGGACCUCCUGCCACACCCACAGUUCUUACAAGUCCCUCACCAGCAGCAGGCCCUGUCAACAGCUUUGAUUUGGAUGACAAACAAAAAAGAUGGGUUGUGAUUGGAAUUGCAUUAAACAAGCUUCUAUUACCAAUUCUCCGUGGCUUUGCUGGAAAGGAACUUGCUAAACACUACACUUCAUUGAAGAGCUCCAGUGGAAUCGAUAAGCAGGUUCAUCCCACUCACUUGAAAAAAGAUAGAUCAUUUGAUUUAAACUAUGGCAGCAUUAACAACAACUGGGGAACAUUCAAAAGAAAGGUGCAUCGAUAUGAUUACAAAGUGACAUCUGCUGAGGAUCUGGCCAAACUUUACCUUGAACCACACAUGGCCAAGUUUACAGGUUUUGAUAGUACAUGCGACUUGUCAGCAGUUUUAGGAAUGCUGGCCAAUUCAUCCGUGUUUCACACUCGCAUUCAAACAAAUUCGAAGGAUGUGCGAUCCAAAGUAAGAAAUGAGUGGGGACACUGUAACUUUGAUCACUGGAAUGAACUGGACUUCAACAACGGUUUCCAACUCAUGGAGACAUUGAUUCGUUCUUUGGGCCUUCCAAAAGCCGAUGAAGACCAAGUAUGUGAUGAGCUUCAGGAGUGGGAAACCAAGGGUUUGAAAUUGUGCAUGGGUUCUCCAGUGGACAAGGAUCUGAUGAAACUUGUCAGCAUUGAAGUAACCAACUUAACACAAAACUUAGAGACCAUAAAGAAAUUCAAUGUUGAUGAAGCCAAGAGGAUAGGAGAAGCUCUUCAAGACGCCACAAAUGAAAUAACUAAGUUUGAUAAACGUAUAGCGGACAUAGAAAGUCGAUUGGAAGAAGAGCACCAGGCGCAAACAGACAAGAACAAAGAAUUCUCAUCAGCAAUUGAAGGUAUUACUAACAACAUAACUAUAAUAGAGGAACGUCAAGAUACAAAUGAACAAAACAUUUCCUUGUUAGAAGAAAGGCAUAAUGAGCUAGAAUCAUCUGUAACCUCUUUAAAAGAUGGACAAGGUGCACUUACCUCAAAGGUAGAAGCUUUAGAGUUCGGACAAACUCAGUUAGAUUCUCGGCUGAAAAAGUUAGAAGAGGGUAUUGCCAUUGCAACAGUCGAUGCUGAAAUUUUGCAUCUGCCCAGUCGCAAUCAUUGCUUUUGUGGUCGCGAACGUGAGCUCCAAAAAAUUGCAUCGCAAUUGAAAAAUGUUGUGAGGGGUUGUUCGGAAUCAGCUAUUUGCGGUCUCGGGGGUGUAGGAAAAACAUCUCUUGCUGUCGAGUUUCUCUGGCGACAGAAAGAUAAGGAGCAAUAUCCCGGUGGUAUUUUCUGGAUUUCGGGCGAAAACAACAACCUUUUCCAGUUGUCUGUCAGCGAGAUGGCACGUCAAAUUGGAACUUUUGAUGACAAGGACUUUUCGAAUUCGCUGUCAAGAACCUUGGACUGGUUGAGAAAGCGUGAACAGCUGUGGUGUUUAGUUGUUGACAAUCUGGAUGAGUUAGAAGUGUCCAUGGAUAUGAAGAAGUUGCUCACUGGUCAUUGGAAGCAAGCCGCCCGUGGUCAUAUCAUUAUAACCACAAGAAGAGAAACAACAGAAAUCGGAGAAGAAACAGGAAUCGAAGAAAGCUCUUGUAUUGAGUUGAAAUGCUUCACAGAGGAAGAGGGAGUUCAAUUUUUAAAAUCAAGAGGUGGAACAGCCGGACAAGACAGUGAUUUCUUUGAGCUUGUAGGAGAGCUCGGCGGACUGCCUUUAGCUCUUGAUCAAGCUGCUGCUUACAUUCGAUGUCUUCGCCAGCCUAUCAAAGAAUAUCUGAAGAAGUAUAGGAAAGAGAAGAUGCUUCUCUUGAAGAAGAAGAAGGCUCGUAAUUGGGUGGAAAAUACAUCACCUGAGCGACUGGCUGUCCACACAACAUGGUCGUUAAAUUUUAAGCACGUCAAUCAAAUGUCAGAAGAUAUGGAUCUUGGAGAAACUCCCUCAAUCGUAAUGAAAAUUUGUGCCUACCUAGGUCCCGAUGACAUUCCUUAUCAGGUGAUAAACGAAGGACUCCACGUUGUGGGAACGUCUAAGGCAGUAGGCGAUUUGUGGGAUGCAGCCGAGAUAAUGUCCUUUUUUACUAAGUUUUCCCUUUUUCAAAGGUAUGGGACAGAUUCUUUUAGUGUACAUCGUCUGGUGCAAGACGUUAUCCGAACUGAGAUUGAAAAGGACAAAAUUGAACUGCGUAUACUAUGCUGUGCAGUGCACACACUUAACCAUGCACUAACAAAAACACUCUCCCCAGCGGAAGUCUGCAGGAGUUUCGUUGAAGAUUCGGUCUUCAGUGUUGAGAAUCCUCCUUCGUUAAAACUGUGGAGCAAGUUGGCAUCACACUCAACCUAUUUGCAAGAACAUUUGCGUAGCCACCUGGAGAAACAUGAAAAUGAUGUCGAACAUUUCUACACCGAUGCAACUGUUCGUAUCUUUAAUGAAGCAGCGAUAUUUUUUAGUGUUUCGCAGGAGAAAGUGAAAGCUCAGGCCAUGCAAAAAAAGAAACUAGAUUUGCUAGUACACCUUGAAAAUCCGACCCCUGAGGAAGAUUAUAACUUGCCGCAUUAUUUUGUUGAUGUACCUUUGAAGGACAAGGACUACAAGGUGAUAACGUGUUGUAUGAGAAAUCCUUCUCCUGAAAACGAGGCCGUGGCUGAAGAGGAUUUUUCUUAUAAUGAGAAGAAGGAGGAAGCCGACCAACUCAGGGAAAAAGGAAACGAUGCUUUUAAAAAUGGCAAUUUGAAAGAAGCACUGAAUCUUUACACAAGAGCCAUUGAUUUGUGGCCAAAUGACCACAAGCUGCUUUGUAACAGGGCCCUCUGCCAUUUGAAACUUGGAGAACCAAGAAAUGCUCUGGAAGAUUGUCAAAAGUGCCUUAAUCUAAAACCUGAUUACAACAAAGCACUUCAACGAAAGGCUUGGUCUCUGCGAGAACUUGCAGAAGGAGGAAAUAGUGAGCUCGAAGGUCAGAAACGUGCAGCAAUGGCAGUGGCCCUUCACUUCGAUCCCAGUCUUCGCCAAGAUAAAAUGUUUUGUGACAGGUGUCCUGAGGCACCAGGGCUUCGUAUUAGAGAGAUAAAUAACGAAACUGAGCUGGUGUUUGCUUUGACGACGACUAAAGGAGACGAAACCUUGCUGUUGCAUGAAGGAGAGUACCAUUUAACUUUCUUUGGAACUUUUAGGGACCUUCAGAUCGUAGGUCUUGGACCCAAGACUUAUUUGCAUUGUACAAAUAUCUGCCAAGUUGCUCGCGCUAAAUGUUAUUUUGAACAUAUAGUGUUUCCCAGUGGGAACGUUCCUCUACUCUGCGAAGGAAAAUACGGAGCCGUACACUUGAGUCAGUGUGAGAUCUCAGGAGGAGGGAAAAGCUGUGAGGACUUUCCAGACUGUAACGGAGGACCAGGCUGUGUCGCGCCCUCUUCGGGAAAGCGUCCUUGCGAUCGCACAAGAAAAUUUGGCGAUUCAGAAUCAACGUCUGGCAUAGUUGGCUUUCCGGGAGUAGAUAUUUCACACGGGGGCUCUGGACUUAUUGAAAACUGUGUGAUUCAUAACUGUGGGGGCGGAGGUGCUCUUGUUGUUGGGCAAGGUUCUCGACUACUGGUGAAAAACUGCGAGGUGUACAAGAACCACCAAGCAGGAUUAGAGGCAAGGGAAGGAGGAGAACUUGAAGCGAUUGGAAACAAGAUAUUUGACAAUGGUAUUCACGGCAUUCUGAUUUGGAAACUCGCUGGGAAGUGUGACGUCAAUGACAAUAAGAUAUUUGAAAAUGCAAAAGAAGGCAUCAUCGUCGGGGAUACAAAAGAGAAGAUAAGUUUACGAAACAACAGUAUCCACCACAACAGACCCUUUGGUAUUUCCCUUGAUAAUAAUCCUCAAAUUUUUAUAAGCAACAAUAGGAUUUUCGAGAAUGGAUUCUGGGGCAUCCUCGCUAAAGGGAGAACUUCAGCACGCAUCGUGGGAAACGAACUCACUGGCAACAAAUGUGGUGGAAUUUUUAUUGGUGUCAAUUAUUCUGGGAGGGUUGUUCUGGAAACAAAUACUGUUAGAGAUCACAGUGGCCCUUGGCUUGAGUAUCAAUUCAAAAGCGGUACCUUGGGUAACAUUUCUAGCAGUUUACUUGACAACAUAGAGAGCGAUCCUCUGGGAGAUAUGCUUCCGGAGGGUGAAAAGCAAGUUUAUUCAAAGCCUCCCAUUCUUAGAGGAAAUAAAGAAUUCAAGAAUGAAGAAGGCACGUAUCAUCCCAGAGAGGUGGCUGAACGACUCUGCAACGGUUGCACUUAUUGUCGUCGCCGAAGAGAUAAAGUAAUGCGUUUUGUGAAGUGCCCAGGAUGUCACAUCGCAUCUUACUGCAGCAAAGAAUGCCAGCGGAACCACAGACGUAAACACAAGACAAUAUGUUUAGUCCUCAAAAGUCGCUUUGCUGUUGACGUUAGCCGUAUUCCUUUAGUUGAGCAAGGAGAACACUCGUACUCGUUGCGAACGUUUGGCACUCAUUUGAAGGGGAUCGGAAAGGGGCCCAAACCAAAACUUAACAAAGAGUUUAUCGUUAAGAUUCAAACACAAACUCUUAACAGCCACCCACUGCAGUUGCUGAAAGUUUACGACCAAAGUGUCACGAUCGAUUGUUUCAUCCAAAGUCCAGAAGUCUUCAACAUGAUAAUGGAUUGUGGCGUUCUUGGAGGUUUAAACAAGUUUACAAGUAAGAAGUGUUUUUUCUGGGCGAUUUUUACUGAGCUAGGAGGAAAGCUGACAAUUUAUCUCGAUCACCUGGCUCCUUAUCAAGAGUGGUAAAAGUUCACUGGACAGUUUCCUACGAUCCUCUUCAACCCGACCAAGUAUUCCUGGAGUAGUUUUGUAGUUGAACAUUUCCUUCUAUCGAGAAGGAAACGUUGGUUAGUCUUUGCUUCUUAAUCCAAGUGUCCUCACGUGCCUUUUUGGAAAAAAAAAUAUUUGCUUAGGGAAACUUGCUUAAAACUUCGGAUGAAAUUAAAACCUGGAAUUCUCGAAGAAAUGCUUCUUUAUUGAUUUUUAACUCACGCCAAGGAAACUUCUGAUAUUUUUUCAAUAGAGGACAGUGACGAAUUUGUUCAGCUUGCUUGUGUGGGAAUUCUUCCUUACAGUAACCCACAAGAACUUAGAUAAGUUAACGUGGGCCACUUAAACGAGUCGAUUAUGCAUAGAGCACUUUGCGAUAAGUGGAUACAUAUCUAUUUGUUAUAUAUAUAUAAAUAGAAUAAAUGUUUGAAAAGAAA
Stylophora pistillata is the source of this 5425-nucleotide messenger RNA. RefSeq lists its product as uncharacterized. The record is from RefSeq and is a predicted model, not a curated record. NCBI's taxonomy places the organism in Eukaryota, Metazoa, Cnidaria, Anthozoa, Scleractinia, Pocilloporidae. Gene Ontology annotation, molecular function: protein binding; ADP binding.